AUGAAUCAGCUAGAGUCACUGGAUCUAUCAAGCAAUAACUUUUCUGGUAUCAUCCCUCCGAGCAUAUCCGCUCUGAAUUUUCUCAGUCGACUGAACUUGUCACACAACAAGUUGUCUGGGGAAAUUCCAUCAGGCAAUCAACUUCGUACUUUAGAUGCAUCGGGUUUCUUUUAUAACGACGGUCUUUGUGGAUAUCCUCUAAGUAAUUGCAUUGAUGUGACACCUUCUCAGGGCUCUUUCCAUGGAGGAAAUCAAGAUGAACGUGGAGAUUGGUUUGAUGACUUAUGGCUUUAUAUAGGCCUUGCAUCAGGAUUCAUUGUUGGCUUCUGGAUGUUCAUUGUGUUCAUCAUGAUCAAAAAAUCAAGAAGAAUUUCUUAUUUCCGAUCUGUAGACAAGGAGACUGAAAUCAAUACUUACAAGGAAGAACUAAGGCCAGAGGGUACAACAGAUGCUGUAACAGGAACUAAGAGGUUUGAUUCUAAUGUAGGCAUUUAA
Molecule: messenger RNA, 495 nt
Organism: Dioscorea cayenensis subsp. rotundata (Guinea yam)
Lineage: Eukaryota; Viridiplantae; Streptophyta; Magnoliopsida; Dioscoreales; Dioscoreaceae
Product: receptor-like protein EIX2
Exons: 3
Coding region: 1-495 (164 amino acids)
Molecular function (GO): protein binding
Source: RefSeq, a predicted model, not a curated record